This is a messenger RNA of Gopherus evgoodei (Goodes thornscrub tortoise), 2403 nucleotides long. RefSeq names its product transmembrane protein 68-like. Bases 441 to 1433 code for a protein of 330 amino acids. The transcript is spliced from 9 exons. Gene Ontology annotation, cellular component: membrane. The record is from RefSeq and is a predicted model, not a curated record. Lineage: Eukaryota; Metazoa; Chordata; Testudines; Testudinidae. Gene Ontology annotation, molecular function: acyltransferase activity.
ACCGCCGGAAGCGCGCGCGGCGCGUGUCGCACCCAAUGGAGUCCGGAGGAUUUUGCCUCAGAGACCAGGUGGCGCCGAUACCACCCGUGUCCCUGACCCGGACUCCGCGGGGGCGGCAGGUGGAGGAGAAAACCCGACGCAGGACUAGAGUCGGAGCCGCUGCCGGAGCGAGAUGGAUAAUACAGUGGUAAUUUACAAAUGAAAGAAAAUCUGGAUCAUUUCUGCAAAAUGCAACAAAGCCUGCAUUUUCACCAAGAGUGACGGAUGCAUCAUCCAUUGUGAUCGAAACAAGUUUCUUGACUGGAAUGAUUUUCUCAAGUUUCCAGGUGGACUUACUGAUUCCUAAAUGACUUGGCACCUGCCUGUUUGAAAGACACUUUUCAAUCCUGUGUCAUACUGCUACAACUGUGGUUGGUGGAUAACUUGUGAGCUUCAAUGAGAUGAUACAUAAAAAUGAAUCCUGUACUUCAGGGCAGGUACCUAUGAGCUAUUUAUGCUGCCUGGUUUACAUAUUGGAAGAAUGGACUGGUGUGGAGUACCUUGAGGACUAUCUGAAUUAUGUGGCCUACCUUUUAUGGGUGUUUACUCCACUCAUAAUAGUUUUUAUACUUCCUGGACUUAUCCUCCUCCUCCUCUACAUUUCCAUUAUUUUUCUUUAUGUUUAUAAGAGGAAGAAUGAACUAAAAGAGGCUUAUUCCAAUGAUAUCUGGGAUGGUGCAAGGCAAAUGGUGGCAACUUUAUGGGAUGGACAUGCAAGAAUAUGGCACGGUUAUGAGGUUCAUGGUCUGGAAAAAAUACCAGAAGGGCCUGGCCUUGUUGUUUUUUACCAUGGCGCAACUCCUGUAGACUAUUUCUACUUCUUGGCUAAACUCCUUAUACAGAAGAACAGAAUGUGCUAUACAGUAGCUGAUCACUUUGUCUUUAAAUUACCAGGUUUUAAACUUUUACUUGAUGUGUUUGGUGUUAUGCAUGGACCAAAGGAAGAAUGUGUUAAAGCUCUGAAGAAUGGCCACUUGGUGGCUAUCUCGCCAGGUGGAGUUAGAGAAGCACUCUUUAGUGAUGAAACCUAUGUUCUUGUAUGGGGUAAUCGUACGGGCUUUGCUCAGGUGGCCAUUGAUGCAAAAGUGCCCAUCAUUCCUAUGUUCACACAAAAUGUUCGGGAAGGAAUUAGGACAUUAGGAGGAAUAAGAUUAUUUAGGUUGAUAUAUGAACGUCUUCGAUUACCACUCGUUCCUAUAUACGGAGAGUUUCCAGUCAAAUUUCGUACAUACAUUGGAGAUCCGAUUCCAUAUGAUCCAAAUAUAAAUGCUGCAGAACUGUCUGGAAAGGCAAAGGCUGCAAUCCAGUCUUUAAUAGACAGACAUCAGAAAAUACCAGGAAAUGUAUUUAGGGCUUUAAUGGAACGAUUUGAGACACAGCAGAAAGAAGACUAGUGUGUGGUGCAUAACAAACUACACAUUUACUUGUAAUAUUUUCAAAACUGUUUGUAACUUAUAUUAUUAUCCUCAAAAUUGAUUAUUACAUGCAUUGUCUUAAUGAUAUUUCUUUUUUAACGCAGAUGUUUUCUGUAUAGUUUAACAAGAGCUGUGAACAAUGAUGAUUUUUUUCUCCCUCAGUGACCACUAUCAAACUUGAGCCCAAACUUGCAGUUUUACUCAGGUAAAAAUCUGACUAAAGUAAUUCGCUUUCAAGUGCAGUUCUAUAUUGAAAAAUAACUUAGUGAAAAUGACAUUGGAGGCUUCCAUAAUCAUGGUCUUUCGAUAAUUUUAUCUCAAAUUUGCAGGUACAAAAAGUGUUUUGUCUAACUGCUGAGCCUCAUGGCAGAUUCUGACAUACAAGCUAGAUUAUUUCUAUCUAAAUACCAACACCAGUAAUGGAGGUUCUUCCAACCAAAUAAAGCCCUGAACUACACUUGUGAAAACCCAUUUUUUUUAGAUUAUGCCCUUGGCUACAUCUGUACAAACUUAAAUUACAUUCAAAGGUGUUGGCAUAGACAGGUGUAGCUAGUCACCUAGCUUUACAUGCGGAACCUGUAGUCCUGGUGGUAAUGCUUCAGCUGGAAGGUAUCCAGCUUUAUUGUUGGAGCCCAGAAAGAGUUUGUGGGGCUGGAGCUUUAUUAGAAGGAAAAAAAAAAAAAUCCUCCUCCCUCCCCCCAAGAAACUGAGCAAACUUCUUACAGAAACCAGUAAGACACAAUACAUAUGGAAUCCCAUAAUGCUAUUUUGAUGAUGUCAUUUUUCAGGGUAAAACCACAUGUUUUUUUUUGUCCCUGACUAAAGACAGUAGCCACAUAAAUCUGUGAACAGAAAACCAGAUUUUCUGGCACAGUGAACUGAAUGCCUAAUGUUUCAGGAAGAAGGCAUGAGUAAUAUUCAAAACUGCAACAGUCAGAAUUUUUAAUUA